This is a messenger RNA of Botrytis fragariae, 2787 nucleotides long. RefSeq lists its product as uncharacterized. The record is from RefSeq and is a predicted model, not a curated record. Bases 1 to 2787 code for a protein of 928 amino acids. The transcript has 6 exons. NCBI's taxonomy places the organism in Eukaryota, Fungi, Ascomycota, Leotiomycetes, Helotiales, Sclerotiniaceae.
AUGGCGGCCUCUUUGGGAGAGUCAUAUGAACGUUUCUCUGUUCGUCUGCCACAUUCCAAUGGCAAAGAAUCGAAAUACCUAGAUGAGUACAUGGAAGUUGGAAAGAAAGACCCAAAAACAGGAGAACUUACGCGGUUUAUCUUCUCGAAAGAAGAAACAUUUGGUCUGGAAAUCACCCUAAAAGCAGGCUUCAACCACGGAUAUUAUGAUGGUGUUAUAGUCAAGCUGUCAGAUGUCAAUUCUGGGGGUAUUGUUUGGCAGAAGAGAUACCCAAAGUCUAACGUGAAGGAGCCGAGUCAGCAAGAUCAGAAAAUUCUGAUUGGUUCUAUCGAUUACGCAAUGAUCGAUGGGAAAUUGAAGUCGAAAGUUCUCAUGAAAUUGGCACCACUAGUACCAGAUGAUUUCCGCAAGCCUGGAGCCAAUGAAACUUGUCGCUACCCCCGUAUGCUGGAAGGAAUCUGCAUUAGUAUAUGCAAGUAUAAGAGAGCCGGCGAUAUUCAAUUGACCAAGGAAGAAUUCGACCUAAAGCUCAAAGAACAUGCGUUGAAAUUAGAAAACUAUGCUAGAACUGAUGGCGAAGGUUCUUUAGAUACCCCGAAAAGGAUUCUUGUCCAUCGUAAAGUAUACCAGAAACACAACAUUACACACAAGUUGAGAUUAGUAGAUGGAGUUGCAGUCCCAAACGAGGACAUUGAAGUAUACUUGGUCCCUCCAACAAAUACUAAAAAGCUUUUCAGGUACAGUGAUACACAGAAUUUCUAUUACCUGUGGCGGGGUGAGAAGUUCUUUGAUACCACAGCUAUAGCCCAAACCCCUAUUGCUCUAAUUCGACAACCUUGGGAUAUUUUGACUCCCAGAGAACGAGAGGAAGCAUAUGGAGAGCUUUCGAAAUAUGAUUUCCAACAAAUUUGGUCUCAUCAUUUUAAAGCACUUGGUCCGAAGCCUAACAAAGCAGCUACCGAUGCACUAAAGAAUCAACUUCGUGAAAACCUUCCAGAUUACUGGCGUUCGUGGCAUAAGUUGUACCUGUAUGAAAUUUCGAGAGCAUUUAAAAUGUUGCAGGAGAGGCGUCGAUUUCUUGAUAGGGGAGAGAUUCCAGAAGAUUUAGACAUUAUUGGCAAGUCUGAGGAAGCCCCCAUAAAAUUGGAAAAUACACCGAAAAAAUUGGAGAAGUUUUCUGAGAAGAUACGCAUUCCAUCUCUCACACACCCUGGUAGGUCUGUAUUUUUGAGAUUAGCAGCAUCCUCGCCUAAACUAGCAACAGCCCCGAUGUAUGAACCAGAGAGCUCUCCCCAAUCAAAAUCUGCUCAAAUCGUCGCAGGCAUGAGUUCAGCAAUGGAAAGGUCUGCAAAGACUGAACCAUCAGGAGCCUCAAUUUUAGGUCGAGCCUCUGCCUCGAUUACCGGUGUACUUGGGCCUAUCAAUGAAAGACUCCUCUGUCUAGAAUGUGAUAAGAAUUUCGUUAGCGACCGAGCGUUUCUUGACCAUUUCCAACCUACUCACGGCAGUAAUUUUGGAGAUCUCAAUCAAGCUAUGAUGGAUAAAAUAAGUCCUGACGCAUUUUCGAAUAGCCUUCCCGGUGUAUGGGCAAAUACAAGAGCCACGGAGCUAAUGAAAACAACAAGUAGGACGCUGGCUAUCACGUCUUCUUCCGAGGUACCUGCUCCAAAAGGUCUCAAUAACUCUUUAUCCAUAAGCUUUCAUGUCGAACAUAGAAUGAAUAGUCGUCUCACCAAGCCCGCAACCAACAAAUCCUCUAAGUCCAAGUCAAGCUCGACGAAAAUGUCAGUUCCUAAAACGAUCACCGAGCCCAUUUUCAAGACACCAAAGCGGCCGGCCGGAAUUGCGGAUCUGUCUGAAUUGAAGCGGCAAUCCUCGAAGAUGAGACGAAUGAUGGGAUAUAUCAAGGGCGAAAUGGCGAUGUAUCAUAGUCCACUUGCCAUUGAACAGGCAACAAGACCCUCAGUGUUGAGCCCAGCAUGUGUCAAAUCUUCUGUUUUCGAAAAAGAUAACUUGACAGAUCCCAUGGAUCUUGAUAACUCCCGGAUGAUUGUAGCAGCCAAUCCAUCAAAGCCAGGUGCCACAUCAUCCAGCUCUUUCACCAGCACCAGUGUUUCUCCUUCACUUCAAACUGCUUCACUCUCGGUUUCAUCGAGUGAAAAGCCCCAGGCAUCCCAGAUUGUGUCAUACUCUACCUCCAAGCCACUUCCAGUGCUUCCUCCUCCUUCAAUCCCUGAACCAUCAUCCGUAGAUACCUCAAGCACCAACUUACCAAUGAUCACUUCUUCCAAUUCACAUGUUAUUUCUGUUUUAGAUACCUCAAGUAUCGAAAGUUGUCAGAUAACAUCUAUUCCAGAUAUCGAUGAGGUGGAUACUUCUGCCGAGCUGCCAACCGCCGUUGAAUCAGACGUUAAUACUCCAUCUGAAAUCGGGUCUUCCACUAGACUAGCCGCCGAAACUCCCUCGAUCGUCACCGAAACGACCGCCUCCUCAGUUAUUCCAGUCAUCGACCUCGACAAAUGGGUUUCAUCGCCCGAAUUCAUUGCCAUUCACUCAUCCACCUCUUCCUCUGCCUCAGUUAUCAAAUCUGAGACUGACACAGAUAAGAAGCUGCAAAUGAAAGUUGAAGAAGAUCCAAAAAUUCCAGAGGCAGAAAUGAAGAGUAGUGAAGAGGAAGAAAGGAGACGGGAGACAGAGCUUGAGGAUGCGAUAAGAAUUGCUGAGGCUAGAAUGGAAUUGCAUAGAGUCAGGAGGAAGAUUGAAACAUUGAGAUCGGGAAGUUUGUGA